Cydia pomonella (codling moth) is the source of this 1816-nucleotide messenger RNA. RefSeq names its product retinol dehydrogenase 11-like. The transcript has a single exon. Bases 56 to 991 code for a protein of 311 amino acids. The record is from RefSeq and is a predicted model, not a curated record. NCBI's taxonomy places the organism in Eukaryota, Metazoa, Arthropoda, Insecta, Lepidoptera, Tortricidae.
AUUUUAAUUUUAACAUUCACAGUGCGAUACACACCUUACGUUACGGCCAGUCAUCAUGUGGUUUUUAUACUUAUUAUUUUUAAUCUUCCUCUCAUGGGUUUAUAUCAAACUUACGAGCGGUAUUUGCAAGAGCGGUCAGCAUUUGGUGGGAAAAGUUGUUAUAGUGACCGGAGCUAAUUCGGGAAUAGGAUUCGAAACAGCUAAGAAUCUAGCGGAGAGAGGGGCACGAGUAAUAUUGGCGUGUAGGGACGAGCGCCGAGGCGUCACAGCCAAGGACCAGAUCAUCACCGCCACCGGUAAUCCUGAUGUGCACUACCUACACCUCGAUCUCGCAUGUUUCAAAUCAGUCAGAAGAUUUGCCAUGAAUAUUAACACUACACAAGAACGAUUGGACAUCCUCAUUAACAAUGCGGCCAUAUACGGCUCAACACUCAUAAAAACCGAAGACGGAUUACUUCUAGGCAUGCAGGUUAACCAUUUUGGACCAUUUCUGCUAACUUGCUUACUUUUACCGAAACUAAAAUCGUCAGCGCCGAGUCGUAUAAUAAAUGUUGCAUCUAUGGGGCAUCAUCAAGGGUGUUUUGAUUUAAAUAACCUCAAUGGUGAGAAAGAGACAGAUAAAACGGUAAACGUGAGAAAGAUGUAUUAUGCAUCGAAAUUAUGCAAUAUUUUGAUGACAGUUGAGCUGGACCGACGGUUGAAAGGCACUGGAGUAACAGCUAACUCUUUGCAUCCGGGGUGCGUGGAUACUGGCAUCAUAACUACCAUACCCGUCGUUAAGCAUGUGUUGUUUAUAGUUAGGGUGUUCUGCAAAAAUCCUUGGGAAGGUGCUCAGACGACAGUGCACCUGGCAGUAGCCCCAGAGCUCGCGGCGACUAGCGGCCGCUACUUUCAAGACUGCUGUGAAGCGAAACCUUCGAGAACUGCUCAAGAUCUUGAACUAGCUCGUGAAUUGUGGGAAGUGUCAGAAAAAAUUGUUCAAAUAAAAUAAGCCAGUCACUAACUGCUAAGCCGAGGGGACUAUGUUAACGGCACCAAUCAUGGGACAUUUAAGAGAAAAAUUGGAGUAUUUUUGAUAUUUGGCAGAGGGGUUUGGUAUAUGUACUUAGGUGUUGGGAUUGUUGCAAAUAAAAAGUUCAGACGCGGUAAAAAUAAUAAAUCUAUAUUAACACAACUCAAUACUAAACUAACACUAAUUACAAUAAUAAGUAGGGAGCGAUACGAUAUCAAGCUCAACCUGUGAUAAUAGGUACGAGACAACUUGUCGAGUUGACGUCUGACUACCAACUAUCUUUGACUCCCGCGAUCCCUAUGAUUAUAACCUUGCAUCAGGUACGCAAUAGGAAUAGCGGUACAGAACCUAUAACGGUUUCGCACAUGGCGAAUCCUAACGUUUCCCAAGAAUUACCCCGCUGGCUACAAAUUAGUUUAUGACUUAAAGUUAACAAUAUUCGGAAACUGACAAAGAAAUAAAACAAAGAGAGAUAACACAAAGGCAAGUGCCGACAAAGGGAAGGAAACAGAUUAGGUACUUAUAUUACAAUGCUUUUACAAGCUCAUCCCUGUAACGGUCAUAAUAAACAGUUACGUUUGCUAUUAACUAAAAUGCACAUUGCGCGUAACGGGAAAAGCUAAAUUAAUAUAUUAUUUAUUUGAUAUCAUCUAAAGCUUGGGCGAGUGUAGGACGCAGUCCCUACAGAUAUUUACCGACAUCUGAACAAUUGUGACCACUUUAUGCCUUAAAAGUAGAAUGUCCAAUUCUUCCUCUAUGUUUUCUAUGUAUUUAAUGGAAGCUACUGCAAUUGGUUUCAAUAUU